This is a messenger RNA of Soboliphyme baturini, 1563 nucleotides long. NCBI's taxonomy places the organism in Eukaryota, Metazoa, Nematoda, Enoplea, Dioctophymatida, Soboliphymatidae. The record is from the annotation of a GenBank genome assembly.
ACGCAGAUUGACGUUCAACGGUUCUCCAAACGAAGCAUGGAGACGUCCCUUAGCAAGCAGCUGAAACGCUUGGCGUUACCCCAGUCCAGUCUUUACAAGCACAAUCGAAAACGGGUAUCGCUGUUGUUUGAUAGCAGCACCGCGGCAACUCAAGACCGAGAAACGAUUUUUGCCUUGGGAGUGACCGGCUUCGAUGAACUGGUUAACAUCGAGUCAUCUUUUGCGGAAUUUAAAGAAAGUCUGUUCAGCGACGCUGCAAUGGUUGUGGAACGAGCUAUGCUGACCAAGGAACGCAAUGCAGAUCUGGACAAAACCAUAAAACGCUUCAUCAUGAUGUCGAUCCCUUAUUUUCCACUUAGGUCUUUCCACAAGGCGUUGGAAUGGCUUAUUUAUCGGUUUCACAUACAUCAGUACAACGUCGACAUAAUGUUGCGGUGCAUCAUCUCCUAUUACGACAUGAAUAUAUUUUUACGGAUGUUGCAGAUUUUGCAAAUCAAAAAUACGGACCCUGCUUGGUACUGGCUUCUGCCGUAUCAGAAGUCCAAUGCACCGCUUGACCGUGCCGAAUUAUUGAAGCAAUGCAAGAACAACGCAAACUUCCUGAGCAUUGUGACCGAGCUCAUCCCCGAAUGUUUUGAAGCUAUCGAACAGAAACAGCACAGGUCUUUGCAGGUCGUUUUCAGCUUCUGCACAUCGAUACUCUGUGGGUAUCUCGACGCUUGCGAUGACAUCAGUGACGCUAUGGUCGCAAAAAUAAUGGCUUUCGUCGUCCGGGGAUUGAGGUCUGGCAACACUGAUUUCGCUAUGUGUUCUUUGAUGGUUACCUCAGAGCUAGCUAUUAAAUACAGUCUGCUUCCCACGACGUGUGAAAUCCUGACGGACAAAAUUCUAACGAACUUAACAGAAGAACUGGCCUUCACAGCGUUGUCGACUGUUAUUGUGCUUUUUCAGACACAGUCGUUCGACAGGAUCCCUGCAAAGGUCUUCAAGAAGAUUGUGAGGCACGACCACCAAUCUAUAAUCAUCGAGCAAGUCGAGAAGCUGAGCGACAUGACCAACGUUGAAUCUUUUGUGUCGGUGUUUUUGUCGAAUCUGUUCGAAAAUGCGGUCGACGAAGCAACCGCCAAAUCGUUUGAUGCUUCUCGUUGUGAAUUCCUAAAGGAAUGUUUGCUGGAGUGGCGACUGGACCCUGACUUAUCGGAAAUGGUUUUCAAGAUAAUGCUACAGAAAUUUGAUUUGGCUGCUAAUAAUGAAGAGAGCAAAGCGGCUUUCCAGCACAUCUUUCAUUCAACCUUGUCCCGUCUGGCGAAAAGAUAUCCCGUCACGUAUGACAUGCUGAUUGUCAAAUCAGCGAAGAAACACAUUGUAUCAGACGAAGUCCUUCAAGAAUUUACUGCCAUGUGCGGAGUUGCAGGCUUUCAGGAAGGCGGAUCCCAAAGCGACUUGCUGUUGAGUCUUUGCCACCCUACAGGCAAAGUUCGGCAUUUGGCUUUGAAGAAAAUCUUUGGCCUUUUCCGAACCGGUUAUUCACAGGUGCAGAUUUUAAAUGUAUGCUGUCUUUGA